CACCCCUUUUCUCUCCUGGGCUUUGCAGGGCCGGGAUCCUGUCCUGUCUUCAGUGUCUGGAGGACCAGGGAAAGCAGCUGCUCAACGACUUGGACCGGGUACGUCACCAGCAGGUUGGGAUGGUGGAGGAGGGCGAGUCCCUGCCGGCCCCGGCCCACCGGCGCCUGGUGCUGCAGGGGCCGCAGGAGGCCCGAGGGCGGCUGGACCGGCGCCUGGCCGAGGUGGAGGCGCAGCAGAAGACCUUGCAGAACAUCGUGACGGUGCUGAGCCGGGAGAUGGGCCGGCGCGAGGGGGCCGGGGGCUCGGCCAGCGUCCUGGGGGAAGCCAUGGCCCGCAUCCUGUACCUGGAGGAGAAGGUGGCCCAGCAGGACACACUCCUGGCCCUCAAGGACGUGAUGAUCAGCAACCUGGGGGCCCGGGUCGAGGCCCUGGAGCAGACGUCCUACAACGGGCAAUUUCUCUGGAGGCUCCCUGACAUAGGGCGAAAGAUGCAGCAAGCCCUUUCCAGACAGACACCUGCCCUCAACUCUCCCCCCUUUUACACCAGCCGGUAUGGCUACAAACUCUGCCUCAAGGUUUACCUCAACGGGGACGGCACCGGGGCCGGGACGCACAUCUCCCUCUUCUUGGUGCUGAUGAGGGGCGAAUACGAUUGCUGGCUCAAAUGGCCUUUCCAUCACAAGGUCACCUUCACGCUCCUGGAUCAAGUCGGUGAGCGUCACGUCUCGAGCUCUUUCCGACCGUCAGAAGCCUCCUCUUCCUUCCAGCGGCCCAUGAGCAACUGUAACAUAGCCAGCGGCGUCCCCGAAUUCUAUCCCCUCUGCCAGCUCCACGCCCCGGAAGCCACCUACAUCCACGAGGACACCUUAGCCUUCAAGGCCCUGAUCGGCGACACCAACCUCUAGGGUGGGGCAGUUCGCCUGCGGCUCACGGGACUGGGGCUUGGGCCUCACUCAGGCCUAGAGACAUAGCAGACAGCUUGGACUCCUGGGUUGACGUCUUUCAAGAUGGCUGCCCUCACUGCCUCUCCCUCGCCAAGCCUUCACCCAAGACGGCUGUCCACACCACCUCUCCCCUGCCAAGUCUUCGCCCAAGAUGGCCACCUACAAUGCAUCUUCCCCCACCAAGCCUUCGCCCCAGAUGGCCACCAAGAUCUCGCUUCCCCUCCGAUGGCUUCAUCUAAGAAGCUGGCCAUGAAAAGUGGAGGUUGACCCUUCUUGGUAACCACCAUGGAAGAGGUUUUCAAGACAAGAUGACCCUGAAGUCUCUUCCAAGAUGGCCACCCAUAAAUAGGUUCUGCCUCCUUCGAAAGCUUAGUGCAAGACAGUGGCCGCAAUUAAUGGAGGAUGAGCUCUCGGGGCAGCCAUCUUGGAAGAGACGAAGGUGGAGGGAGACCCUUAAGUGUCGUCCAAGAUGGCUGACCAUGGCGGGCUGUUGUGGCAGCCACCUUGGCAGCUGUUCUGACAGUGAAGGGAGAUGUAGGAUGAUCCUCCAGCUGGUCCCCUCACCUAAGGUCUCCCUCACACAGGGAGGGUCAGCUAUGGGGCAAUCCCCCCCCACAGAGCCCCAUAAACACAAAGCUCCCCCCCACCACAGUAUGGAGCUUGCCUUCAGUGCCUGCAGUUCCCCCACUCCUCAGACACCAGCUGCACAGCCGUUCCUGGGGGGUUUGUUAACCAGCUCUUAUUUUUGUAGACCCUACACAAAGUCAUACAGAACACAACCUCAGCAGCAAUGUGCCCAGCAGCUCUGGGCUUUUCAGGAGUCCGAUGAUCCCACUGGGACAGGGAACAGGAUAGCCAGAAAUGGGGCGUUUUUGUUUUCAAUACGCCAAAGCAGACUGGAAUAUUUA
This is a messenger RNA of Chelonoidis abingdonii (Abingdon island giant tortoise), 1852 nucleotides long. The record is from RefSeq and is a predicted model, not a curated record. Lineage: Eukaryota; Metazoa; Chordata; Testudines; Testudinidae.